This is a messenger RNA of Vigna radiata var. radiata (mung bean), 700 nucleotides long. RefSeq names its product protein yippee-like. The transcript has 6 exons. Gene Ontology annotation, cellular component: ubiquitin ligase complex. The coding region runs from base 183 to 572 and encodes 129 amino acids. The record is from RefSeq and is a predicted model, not a curated record. NCBI's taxonomy places the organism in Eukaryota, Viridiplantae, Streptophyta, Magnoliopsida, Fabales, Fabaceae.
AAGUUUGUAACUAGUAUCAUCAUUCUCAAGGACUAAGCAUAACCCUUUCAUACAACAUUGUAAUUGACAACAUCCAGAAUUAGGAUAUUCAUUCAUUGUAUUGCAGUACCACACUUCUACGCUUCACAAUACCCAUUCUGCUCUUUCUCUUUCUUGGUUGAUAGAUUGGUGUAAAGAGAGUCAUGGGAAGACUAUUCUUGAUCAAUCUGGAAGGAAAGUUCUAUUCCUGCAAACACUGCCAAACACAUUUUGCUCUUGAUGAUGACAUUAUCUCCAAGUCUUUCCAUUGCAGGCAUGGAAAAGCUUAUCUUUUUGAUAAAGUUGUGAAUGUGACAAUUGGAGAGAAAGAAGAACGGCUGAUGAUAACUGGAUUGCACACUGUUGUUGACUUAUUCUGUGUUGUAUGUGGUUCCAUUGUUGGAUGGAAAUAUGAGGCUGCUCAUGAGAAGAGUCAGAAGUACAAAGAGGGAAAGUUCAUCCUUGAAAGGUAUAAGGUCUUGGGACCUGAUGGAAGCCUCUAUAUGGCAGCUCAAGAAGCUCAUGCUGCAUUAAGUGAUGCUGAUGAUAUUUGAAAAUUUUCUCAUUCCAUGUUUAAAUUGUACAUUCUUCCUCAGCUUAGAACUGCUAUAUUUGCAAUGUACAUCUCAGAGCUUGUGAAAGUUGUGUUCUAUUUGAUAGUUAGGCUAACAUAUCAAUGGCU